This is a messenger RNA of Gossypium raimondii (Peruvian cotton), 682 nucleotides long. RefSeq names its product protein CYSTEINE-RICH TRANSMEMBRANE MODULE 13. The coding region runs from base 121 to 429 and encodes 102 amino acids. Lineage: Eukaryota; Viridiplantae; Streptophyta; Magnoliopsida; Malvales; Malvaceae. The transcript is spliced from 3 exons. The record is from RefSeq and is a predicted model, not a curated record.
UUGGCGAACAAGUUUGGAGGAGGAGUUGUAUUCUUUAACUAAGGGAACCUUCCUACUAAAUUUCCACUUCUUUCACUACUUGUUAUAUCCUGAGCGCAGUGGAGUCUCAAAUUUGAAACAAUGAGUUAUAACCAUCACCAUGUUUCUCAUCAGCCCCUAGCCCCCUCAGGGCCCUAUCCUCCACCAGGGCCAGACUUCCCUCCUCCGCCAACUCCAGUUGGUUAUAACCGUACUCAUCGUUCGCCCUCACCACCACAACCAGGCUAUCAAGGUUACUGUUAUGAGGGCUACCCUUCAUCAUCACCUGGACUGCUUCCUCCACGCGUGCCUCCUAGGAAUGAAUACACUCACAAUGGUUGCACUUCCUUCCUGACGGGGUGUUUGGCUACUCUUUGCUGCUGCUGCUUAUUGGAGGACUGCGUCUUUUAACCAUUAUCUGUCUGGAUUGAUAAUUUUAGGUUACGAUUAUUGUCAACCGGUGGAAUGGGUUCUACUUCGAAACUCUUUUAUAUAAUUAUGGUAAUGCUUUGGUGGAUGGAUUUCUUUUGGUCGUGAAAAGCUUACGAGUAUAACCUAUAAAGGCUGGCAGAGAAGAGAACCUAGAAACCAGUUCUGUAUACCAUAUCAUGGAUAUUUAAAAUAAUUUUGAAUAAUUAUACAUAAAAUAUAAAUAUUUUUAGAA